AUGGCUGAAGCGCUUGUUUCCACUGUCUUGGAACAAUUGGCUUCCAUCGGUUGCCAACAGGCAGAAGAAGGAAUGAGGCUGAUUGCGGGUGCUAAGCAAGAGGUUGAGAAACUUCAAAGCAACUUCGUGGCCAUUCAAGAUGUGCUUAUUGAUGCUGAGAACCGACAAGUGAAGGAGAAUGCUGUGAGAUUUUGGUUGGCCAAGCUUAAGGACGUGUCUUAUGACAUUGACGAUGUGUUGGAUGAGUGGUACACGAAGCUUCAGAUUUUAAGAAUUAAGAAAGAUGAAGAUGCUUCUAAGCCUCUAAAAAAGGUACGUUCCUUCAUUCUUCACUGUCUCGGUUGUAGGCCAUUGAUUCUGCGUCAUGAUAUUGCUGUCCAGAUAAAAGAUCUUGAUAGAAAAUUAGAUAUUAUUUCUACUGAGAAAGAGAGGUUCCACUUUAGAUCAAUCACUGAGAGUAGUAAAGAACUAGAACGGCCAAUGACAACCUCUGUUAUUGAUUUAACAGAGAUUUUUGGAAGAGACAAUGAUAAGAAUACAAUAAUAGAUUUUUUGCUUACUCAGAGUAGUCAUACACAAGACCUCCACAUUAUCUCUAUAGUAGGGAUGGGAGGAAUUGGUAAGACUACUCUUGCUCAAUUAGUUUUUAAUGAUGAUCAAGUGAACACCUAUUUUGAAGAAAAAAUAUGGGUGUGUGUUUCCGAGCAUUUUGAUGAGCUUAGGGUUGCCAAAGCAAUCCUUGAAUCUCUUAACAAUGAUGCACCAAGCUUAAAUGAGUUAGAAACUGUGGUGCGAAACAUACGUCAACAUAUUGAUGGAAGGAAGUUUCUUCUUGUCCUAGAUGACAUAUGGACUGAAAAUCCCAAACACUGGGAUCAAUUAAAGCACUCUCUUAAGUGUGGAUCUCUAGAAAGUAGAAUUUUGGUGACCACACGUAAGGAGAGCACUGCAAAUGCUAUAGGAACCACCAAAAUAAUACCACUAGGGACAUUAUCUGAGGAAAAAUGUUGGUCAUUGUUUAGUAAAAUUGCGUUUUCAAGAAAAAGCAAUGAAGAAUCUAAUGAAUUGGUAGAAAUUGGUAGGGAAAUUGUUAAAAAGUGUAAGGGUUUGCCACUUGCAGUAAAGACUUUAGCGAGUCUUUUGUGUUUUAAAAGAAAAUUUGUCGAGUGGAAAAAUAUCUUAGAGAGUGAAAUUUGGGAAUUAGAAGAGGUAGAACAAGAGGUUUUUCGACCUCUACUAUUAAGUUAUUAUGAUUUAUCCCCUACUUUGAAAAAAUGUUUCUCAUAUUGUGCCAUUUUUCCAAAGGAUUACGAGAUAGAGAAAGAAAAAUUGAUUAGGUUAUGGAUGGCUCAAGGUUAUGUAAAGUCAAAACCAAAUAAGGACAUGGAGUUAAUUGGUGAAGAGUAUUUUGAGACAUUAGCAAUGCGUUCUUUCUUUCAAGAUUUUAAACAAUAUGAUAAUGAUAUUGAUAUAUUUUCUUGCAAGAUGCAUGAUAUAGUGCAUGAUUUUGCUAAAUUUCUUACCCAAAAUGAAUGUUAUACAAUAGAGGUUGAUGAUAUGAGAGAAAUUAAAUUAGAAUCUUCUUAUCAUAAAGUUAGACAUUCAAUGAUAAUGAUUCAUGGAAAAGCCUCAAGUUUUAGAUGGCUUUAUGGUGGGAUUGAAAGAGAGGUCUCAUUUCCUAGCUCUAUUUAUACUGGAAAUACUUUUCUACGUAGCCUUGUAGUUGAUGUUAAUUCCAUUGAUUACCAUAAGAUAUUUUUGUCCAAAUUAGUUGAUCAGAUGACAUGUCUAAGGUCAUUAUGUUUGAAAGGAUGCUCAAUUAAUGAAAUUCAAGUAGAAAUCAAAAAAUUAAUACACUUGAGAUGCCUUAAUUUGUCUGAGAAUAGAAGAUUAAAUGAAUUUCCUGAGACAUUGUGUGGGUUAUAUAAUCUACAAACCUUACUCAUAGGUUAUUAUAAUAUCGAAAAGCUACCUCAAGGGAUUGGAAAGCUAAUCAACUUGCGACAUUUUUCUAGUUGGUGGACUAAUACAAUUUACAUGCCAAGAAGUUUGGAGCGACUAACUAGUCUACGAACGUUAGAAUAUUUUGUUAUAAGUGAGGGUAGUUAUGGUAGCAAAGCAUGUUCUGUUGAAUGUCUAAAAGCCUUCAAUCACCUUCGAAAAUUAGGUAUAAAAGGGUUUGGAAAUUUGCGAGAGGUGGAUGAGGUUAGGGGAAUAGAAUUAAAUAAUAAGAAAAACUUGCGUGAUUUGUAUGUAGGCUUUGAGGGGAGGAUGAAUGAUGAGCAAAAUCAAGAACUUCUUGAAGAGUUGCAACCACAUCCAAAUUUAGAGAUAUUAAGGCUACGAAAUUAUAGUGGCAACACUAUUUUCCCUAAUUGGAUGAUGUCAUUCACCAAUUUCAAAAAGUUAUUUCUUUGGAAUUGUAUAAACUGCAAGCAUCUGCCUCCUUUGGGUAAGUUGUCAUCCCUUGAAAUUCUUCAAAUUUGGAAAUUGAAGAGUGUGAAAAGAGUAGAUAAUGAGUUUUUGGGAAUAGAGAGUGAUGUCACAUCAUCAUCUACAUCAAUUAUUGCGUUUCCCAAAUUAAAAUAUCUUGACUUUGAGGAUAUGAUAGAAUUGGAAGAGUGGAAUUAUGAGAUUACAAAGAGAGGAGAUGAAGAUAUUAGAGUCAUGCCAUCUCUUCAGACCUUGAAACUUUAUUCUUGCCCCAAAUUGAAGUCUCUACCAAACCAUCUCAAUCAGAUGACAACGUUGAAGAAGGAAAUUUAUGGAUGUCCGAGCUUAUUAUCAUCUUUGCCUAAUACUGAUCAAGAAGAUAUUGAUCUGAUGGUAAAGCUUAAUUUUGAUGCAUACCGUUUUUCAAAAUUAUUUGAAGAGGGAACUGGGGAAGUAAAUCAGCUAGGAGUUGAUUACUACAAUAGAUUGAUUGACUACAUGGUUCAAAAAGGGAUUACUCCAUAUGCAAAUCUAUAUCAUUAUGAUUUGCCAUUAGCUCUUCAAGAAAAGUAUAAUGGCCUUCUCAGUUGUGAUUUUGUGAAGGAUUACGCGGAUUAUGCAGACUUUUGCUUCAAAACGUAUGGGGAUAGAGUUAAGAACUGGUUCACAUUUAAUGAACCAAGAGUUAUUGCAGCUCUUGGUUUUGAUAAUGGCAUAAAUCCUCUUUCAAGGUGUUCUAAAGAAGCCGGAAAUUGUACCGCGGGAGACUCUGGAACUGAACCCUACAUUGCUGCACAUCAUUUGAUUUUAGCUCAUGCCGCAGCAGUUGAAAGAUAUCGCGAAAAAUAUCAAGAUAAAGAGCAAGGAGGAAGGACUGGAAUUCUUUUGGAUUUUGUUUGGUAUGAACCUCUGACUAGAUCAAAAAAGGACAGAUAUGCAGCUGAAAGAGGAAUGCAAUUCAGCCUUGGAUGGUUUUUACAUCCUAUUACAUAUGGUGAGUAUCCAAGAAUAAUGCAAGAUAUUGUUGGAGAUAGGCUUCCCAAGUUUACGGAAGCAGAAGUUCAAAUGGUGAAAGGCUCCAUAGAUCUUGUUGGUAUUAAUGUAUACACUGGCUUCUACAUGAUGGAUCCUCCAUGGCCUAAGUCCAAUAUCACAAGUUAUCAGAAUGAUUGGAAUCGAAAUGGAAAAUUCUGA
Pistacia vera is the source of this 3627-nucleotide messenger RNA. Its product is annotated as disease resistance protein RGA2-like. The coding region runs from base 1 to 3627 and encodes 1208 amino acids. Gene Ontology annotation, molecular function: ADP binding; hydrolase activity, hydrolyzing O-glycosyl compounds. The transcript is spliced from 8 exons. The record is from RefSeq and is a predicted model, not a curated record. Gene Ontology annotation, biological process: defense response to other organism; carbohydrate metabolic process. Lineage: Eukaryota; Viridiplantae; Streptophyta; Magnoliopsida; Sapindales; Anacardiaceae.